Messenger RNA from Schistocerca gregaria, 889 nucleotides. Its product is annotated as proteasome subunit beta type-1-like. The record is from RefSeq and is a predicted model, not a curated record. The transcript has 3 exons. NCBI's taxonomy places the organism in Eukaryota, Metazoa, Arthropoda, Insecta, Orthoptera, Acrididae. The coding region runs from base 127 to 819 and encodes 230 amino acids. Gene Ontology annotation, cellular component: proteasome core complex.
GGUCAUCAUAGGAGUCUGCUAGCCCUGUUCCGCAUUUUUUUUUUAAAAACCAGCAACCACUAUUGUUUGUUGAUGGCUCGUGUCUGUUCUUCUAAUUGACAUCAGAUACUAAAAAAAUACAUCGACAUGUCAGAUUGUUUGUUUGACUCACCUUUGGAGCAGCCGAAGGCAGUUCGCGAGUGGUCGCCUUAUGAAAAUAACGGUGGAACUGCUCUUGCCCUUUCUGGGUCUGACUUUGCGAUUGUCGCCUCAGAUACUCGUAUUAGUACCGGAUAUAGUAUCAAUACUCGAUAUGGUACAAAAGUCAAGCAGUUAACUAGUUUUUGUGCAAUUGCGACAAGCGGUAUGCUAGCAGAUCAACUUGCGCUUCACAAGAACUUAGAAGUCAGAAUGGUUCAAUAUAAACAAUAUCACAGAAAAGAAAUGCCAACUCGGUCUGUAGCUCAGCUGCUUUCGAACAUGCUGUACUAUAAGCGCUUCUUUCCGUACUAUACUUUCAAUGUAGUUGGAGGUAUUGAUGCCGAUGGAAAAGGAGCCGUCUACGGCUAUGAUGCGGUCGGCUCCUUCGAACAAGUUCCCGCCGCCUGCUCUGGAACCGGCCACGAACUCAUACAACCCAUUCUCGACAAUCAAAUUGACAGGCAGCAUCAAACUGGUAAAUCCAAAUGGGAUAUCUCUGUUGAAGAUGCUGUCGCACUGGUAAAAGAUUGUUUUACUUCUGCUGGAGAGCGUGAUAUCUAUACGGGAGACUCAGUCGACUUGCUUGUUAUUGAUAAAAAUGGAGUUCAUUUUGAAAAUUUCGAACUUAAAAGAGAUUAAUACACGUGCAGAACCGCCUCCAAUGUCAAAUAUAAAAAUUUUUUACUAGAUUCUUUUAUGAUUGUCAAGA